Dermochelys coriacea (leatherback sea turtle) is the source of this 4075-nucleotide messenger RNA. RefSeq names its product zinc finger protein 883-like. The transcript is spliced from 4 exons. Gene Ontology annotation, molecular function: RNA polymerase II cis-regulatory region sequence-specific DNA binding; DNA-binding transcription repressor activity, RNA polymerase II-specific. Gene Ontology annotation, biological process: regulation of cytokine production; negative regulation of transcription by RNA polymerase II; regulation of immune system process. Bases 963 to 3131 code for a protein of 722 amino acids. The record is from RefSeq and is a predicted model, not a curated record. NCBI's taxonomy places the organism in Eukaryota, Metazoa, Chordata, Testudines, Dermochelyidae. Gene Ontology annotation, cellular component: nucleus.
UGGCUGGAGAUGCUCCACAGACUGUUCCCUUCCUAGCGUUGCUCCCCUCUGAGUAGAGUAGGUCUCUCCUGUUAACUCCUGCUCCAGUCCUAGCAUGGUUUGCAGGUGUGGAGGGGCUGGGCCAGUCCAGACUAAAGUAGCAGUUUUACCCCUUCUAUGCCAGUGUGGGGUUUAUAUAGCCCUUCACAGGCACCCAGACCCAGGAAAUGGCCCUCUAUGAGCCCCAUGCCUGAUGUGGUGGGGUGACCCACUGGCAGCAUUGCCUUUGAGAGUGCUGCUCCCACUCCAUCCCCUUCCCCUUUACUGCCACCACAAUGCCUGUCGCCUUCACUUCCUGAGGGAUGACUCCCAGAAGGUGUGUUUUGUUAUAUAUUUUCCUGCCCUGCCCCCCCUCCAGGAUAUGUUGUGCACCCUCUGUCUCAGGAGAUAAGGCGGGUCCUGGGGUUUGGGUGAUUCUAUGCUGGAGAUCCAUCAUCACUGAAGGAGUGGCAGCCUUGACCCUCCUUGAAGGUUGCAGGGAUGCUGAUGUGCACUGGAGGAGAACUGAGGCUUGACUGAGUCCAUAGACCAUUUGGCCCACACUGUGUCACUGUAAAGCCUGCUCUGCAUUGCUGCAAAUUGCUGCUGGUGGCGUUGUGCCCAUAAGUUUCUGUAACACUGUCUUCAGUGACUUGAGAGCACGAGCACCAGCCUCAAGCAGACUGGCUACAGAAUAACGUCUACGUUUCACUCCAGAUCAUCCCAUCCUCCCAGGGAGAAGGAAAUGGCUGCAAUGGAGCUGGCUCAGAGUUUCCAGUUUCCAAACCUGGUGUGAUCUCGCAGCUGGAAUGAGGGGAAGAUCUGUGGAUCCCAAACCUCCAGGGCUCUGAGCAAAAAGUGCUCCCGAGAGCUGCCUGCUGGUUUAACCAGUUCCAGGGAGUGACCUAUGUCUGGAUUCUCUCUGUCUCCCAUCAGGUGAUGGGAUGGUGAGUGAAAAUGAGGAGAAGAAACCCCAGCAGGAAGAUGCUGAGCAAGAAGAACCACAUGGAACGUUAUCAGGAAGAUCCAAACGGAACAUUUCUGGGAGUUGUGCACUCCCAGAAAAAGCAAAAGCCUGUGAGACUCAGCACAGGCCAGAGGAAAACUUCAGUAGCCACUUAGACCUUAUUACACGUGAGAGAAUCAACUUGGAAGAGACAUGCUAUACAUGCCAUAAGUGUGGGAAAAGCUUCAAUCGGAGCUCAACCCUUCUCACACAUUGGAGAACCCACACUGGAGAGAAACCCUACACGUGUUCUGAGUGCGGGAAAAGCUUCAAUCGGAGCUCUGCCCUUAUCACACAUCAGAGAAUCCACACCGGUGAGAAACCUUAUGGAUGCUCUGAGUGUGGGAAAUGCUUCAGUCAGAGGCCACACCUUACUGCACAUUGGACAAUUCACACAGGUGAGAAACCUUUUGAAUGCUCUGAGUGUGGGAAACACUUCAUUGAUAGUUCAACCCUCAUCUCACAUCAGCGAAUCCACACCGGAGAGAUGCCCUACGCAUGUUCUGAGUGUGGGAAAAGCUUUAAUCAGCACUCACACCUUAUCACACAUUGGAGAACCCACACUGGAGAGAAACCCUACACGUGCUCUGAGUGUGGGAAAAAUUUCAAUCAGAGCUCAAAUCUUAUCAAACAUAGGAGAAUCCACACGGGUGAGAAACCUCAUGGAUGCUCUGUGUGUGGAAAACGCUUCAUUCAUAGUUCAGCCCUCAUCUCACAUCAGAGAAUCCACACGGGUGAGAAACCUCAUGGAUGCUCUGUGUGUGGGAAAUGCUUCAGUGAUAGAUCAGCCCUCAUCUCACAUCAGCGAAUCCACACAGGAGAGAUGCCCUACACAUGCUCUGAGUGUGGGAAAAGUUUUAGUCGACACUCAGCCCUUAUCACACAUCGUAGAAUCCACACUGGAGAGAAACUCUACACAUGCUCUGAGUGCGGGAAAAGCUUCAAUCGGAGUUCAAACCUUAUCACGCAUAGGAGAAUCCACACUGGUGAAAAACCUUAUGGAUGCUCUGAGUGUGGGAAAUGCUUCAUUCAUAGUUCAGCCCUCAUCUCACAUCAGAGAAUCCAUACAGGAGAGAUGCCCUACACGUGCACUGAGUGCGGGAAAAGCUUCAAUCAGAGCUCUGCCCUGAUCACACAUCAGAGAAUCCACACAGGAGAAACACCCUACACAUGCUCUGAGUGUGGGAAAAGCUUCAAUCAGAGCUCAAACCUUAUCACACAUAGAAGAAUCCACACGGGUGAAAAACCUUAUAGAUGCUCUGAAUGUGGGAAACGCUUCAUCGAUAAUUCAACCCUCAUCUCACAUCAGCGGAUCCACACAGGAGAGAGGCCCUACACAUGCACUGAGUGCGGGAAAAACUUCAAUCAGAGUUCAAACCUUAUCAAACAUCAGAGAAUCCACACAGGAGAGAUGCCCUUCACAUGCUCUGAGUGUGGGAAAAGCUUUAGUCAGCACUCACAACUUAUCACACAUUGUAGAAUCCACACAGGAGAGAAACCCUACACAUGCUCUGAGUGCGGGAAACGCUUCAGUUAUAGCUCAGCCCUUACCACACAUCAGAGAAUCCACACGGGUGAGAAACCUUAUGGAUGCUCUGAGUGUGGGAAGCGCUUCAUUCAUAGUUCAGCCCUCAUCUCACAUCAGCGAAUCCACACAGGAGAGAAGCCCUACACAUGCUCUGAGUGCGGGAAAAGCUUCAAUCAGAACUCUACCCUGGUCACACAUCAGAGAAUCCACACAGGAGAGACAUCCUACAAAUGCUCUGAGUGUGGAAAAAGCUUUAAUCAGAGUUCAAACCUUAUUAAACAUCAGAGAAUCCACAUAAGAGAGACGCCCUACGGAUUAUCUGAGCAUGGGAAAACCUUCAAUCGGAGCUCAAGCCUUAUUAGACAUCAGAAAAUCCACAUGGGAGAGACACCCUACACAUGCUCUGAGUGCGGGAAAAGCUUCAGUUAUAGCUCAAAGCUUAUCACACAUCAGAGAAUCCACAGUGGAGAGAGACCCUACACAUGCUCUGAGUGUGGGAAAACCUUCAAUCAGAGCUCAAGCCUGAUUAGACAUCAGAAAAUCCACAUGAGAGAGAAUUGUAAUAAAUGUCUUGACUAGGGCUGGCCAAAGAUAAUUUUUUUUUUAAAUCACAUUUGCUAAUUCCCAUAUAGUGAUCUUUGCACCAUCUUCACUCUGGUCUCUCAGCUCCCCGAGAUGAGUUCCCUGCUUCUGCCUUUGCAGCUCACCCUUCUUUGGGGUCAGUCCUGUGAUCUUUUCUAUCAAUUCCUUUCCUUUCCUUUUGAGUCAUAGGAGUGUGUGUCCUUCCAGCCAGGAAUGUUCAUCAUCUCCAGGUGAGAGAGGGAGGUUUGAUCCCAACAAGCUACACUGAGGCAAAAACUACCUGUGCCUUACAUCCACUAGGACUGUACAUGGCAUUGGCUGCUCAAGUUAGUGAUCCUGGUGUAAAAAGACAAUUAAACUUGUAAUGCAGAUGCAGCCCAGGUGCAGUGGUUGGCAUUAGCUUUCCCCUUGACCUGACCUAACCUCCAUCACUCUUCCUAGUCUAAACAAACCCUGAGCACCAUAGUUAUACUGUUCCCCCCAUUUCAAAGCAAUUGUUAGUCAUCAAGUUCCGCUUUCGGAAACAACUUGUUUUGUUCCUAGUUGCUCUGAUGUUGCUUCAGGUUGUGCUGGAGAGCAGAUAUUUUUACUACCAUUUUCCUCACUUAGAAUAUAUUGAACUAUAACAAAGAGCAAGAACGGGGCGGGGAUGGGGAGAAAUGUCAUUUCACCCUCUAACAAUAAAAGAAGAUUCCCUUAUUCCCUAUCACUCUUCCAAUCCCCCUAUUGUUCAGUUGCUUAGGUCAAUAUUUUUGCUAAAGAGCCAGGAAGAGAGUUUCCUAGUAAAUGACUUGUAACUAAGCAAAAUACCCAUGCAUUUGGCUCCCAAAGUAGUUGUGGCCCAGGCCCUGCAGGAGGUCGCUCCUGAAGAGAUCUCCUUCCUAAUCAGAUGCAUGUUGCCUAUUAUUUGGGAAAUGAAAUCCCUAUCUAGGUAGAGAUGG